Arabidopsis lyrata subsp. lyrata is the source of this 1887-nucleotide messenger RNA. Its product is annotated as monofunctional riboflavin biosynthesis protein RIBA 2, chloroplastic. Gene Ontology annotation, biological process: riboflavin biosynthetic process. Gene Ontology annotation, cellular component: chloroplast. The record is from RefSeq and is a predicted model, not a curated record. Gene Ontology annotation, molecular function: 3,4-dihydroxy-2-butanone-4-phosphate synthase activity. The transcript is spliced from 7 exons. Lineage: Eukaryota; Viridiplantae; Streptophyta; Magnoliopsida; Brassicales; Brassicaceae. Bases 274 to 1701 code for a protein of 475 amino acids.
AUAAAAAAUGUUUGUGUGAUAGAAACGUAAAUAAAACGAGUCAAGGCACCGACACAUGGGGAUUUGUGUUUCCACGUAAUACGACAUCGUAUUCAAUUCCUAAACGACGCCGUCUCCACUCGUGCUUAUCCAUAAAUGGAAAAAUAUCUACGCAACUGCCACGUCAGCACAGAAAAAAAAAGAUCACCGGCAAAAAAACACAGUGAUUCUAUGGCGGUGGUUCAGUCUCUUCGAAGCUAAGCUCGUCGUCUUUUUCUUAAAACUCCGGCGAAAAUGGCGUCUCUUACUCUCCGAUGCGACUCGACCCAUCUUUUUCCUUCGCGUGAUGUUGUCAAGAGAACAAAACCAUUUAGAACGAGCUUGGUGUGUCCUAGGAUUAUAUCAAAGAGGUUUAUUGUUAGAAUGAGAGUGAUAUCUGAGGAAGGAGAUGUGUUCUCUUCCUCUAAGAGUAAUGGAUCAUCAAUGGGGGUUGAGAUGCAGCCGGAUUUGGUAUCGUUUGGAACAUUAGCAGCUGAAAUGAUUCCCACAACAAUGGAUUCUCCUGUUGUUGAGGAUGAAGAGUUUGAUUUAGAUCGACCUACUGAUGGAUUUGCGUCUAUUCCUCAAGCUAUUGACGAUAUACGACUGGGCAAGAUGGUAGUUGUUGUAGAUGAUGAAGAUAGAGAAAACGAAGGAGAUUUGAUCAUGGCGGCAUCGUUGGUAACACCUGAAGCUAUGGCUUUUGUUGUAAAGCAUGGGACUGGAAUCGUGUGUGUGAGCAUGAAAGGCGAAGACUUGGAGAGGUUAGAGCUUCCUUUAAUGGUGACCCGAAAGGAUAACGAGGAAAAACUCCAUACGGCCUUUACGGUUUCAGUGGACGCGAAAAAGGGAACAUCCACAGGUGUCUCAGCUCGUGAUAGGGCGCAAACAAUAUUAACCCUUGCAUCAAAAGAUUCAAAACCUGAAGAUUUCAAUCGUCCUGGUCAUAUAUUUCCUUUGAGAUACAGAGAAGGUGGUGUUCUUAAAAGAGCAGGGCAUACAGAAGCCUCUGUUGACUUGACUGUUUUGGCUGGUUUAGAACCAGUAUCGGUUUUAUGUGAGAUUGUAGAUGAUGAUGGUUCCAUGGCUAGAUUACCAAGACUCCGCAAAUUUGCUCAAGAGAACAACUUGAAAAUAAUUUCAAUCGCAGAUUUAAUCAGAUACCGAAGGAAAAGAGAGAGACUGGUAGAGUUUACUGCGGUUGCGCCUAUACCGACAAUGUGGGGACCAUUCAGAGCACAUUGCUUUAAGUCAUUACUUGAUGGAGUUGAGCACAUUGCAAUGGUCAAGGGAGAAAUCGGAGAUGGGAAGGAUAUUCUAGUGAGAGUACACGCGGAGUGUAUCACGGAUGAUAUAUUCGGAAAUAGCUCCGGUGGAAAACAGUUAGCGAUUGCAAUGAGACUGAUUGAAGAAACUGGGAGAGGUGUUUUUGUCUACUUACGUGGUCCUGAAAGUAAAGGCAUUGAUCUAAGCCAUAAGCCUCGUACUUACAACACCAAUUCAGAUCAAGCCGAAGGUGUUUCAUUUCCCGUUGCUUCACGGGAAUACGGCAUUGGAGCACAAAUUCUAAGGGAUCUUGGAGUUAGAGAGAUGAAAGUGAUGACGAAUAAUCCAGCACAUUACGUUGGUCUUAAAGGCUAUGGUUUAUCAAUUUCUGGUAAGGUUCCACUCGUUACUCCGUAAGUGUUGGUUUUCCUUGGGGAAAAAUAUGACCCGUUAUUUGAUUCCGACACGUGUCGGCCUCUAUGAGUGACUUAGUUUGUUGUUUAGUUGUGGUUUUGGCGCCUAAACCAUGUGUCUGAUUUUGUUUUUUUGACCUCCAUAAAUAUAUCAAUAGAAUUAACUUUAAAUGGUAUUUUCCUCUGCAAA